Messenger RNA from Trichechus manatus latirostris (Florida manatee), 15447 nucleotides. It is a transcript of the gene HERC2, whose product is annotated as HECT and RLD domain containing E3 ubiquitin protein ligase 2. Gene Ontology annotation, biological process: protein ubiquitination. The record is from RefSeq and is a predicted model, not a curated record. Gene Ontology annotation, molecular function: ubiquitin-protein transferase activity; zinc ion binding. The transcript has 93 exons. The coding region runs from base 148 to 14664 and encodes 4838 amino acids. Lineage: Eukaryota; Metazoa; Chordata; Mammalia; Sirenia; Trichechidae.
GGCUGGGCGGCCGGGGCGCUGUCUGGCGUCCUCUCGUCUCUCCGUGCCGCGAGAGGCGUCGGGAUUGCGGGCGCCGGCCGUCAGAGUCAGAGGCGGCCUGGAGGCUGCGUCCGCAGAUCUGACAGCUAGGAGGCAACUGGAGGAAAGAUGCCCUCUGAUUCUUUCUGUUUGGUUGCCCAGGCUCGACUUGACUCCAAAUGGUUGAAAACAGAUAUACAGCUUGCAUUCACAAGAGAUGGACUCUGUGGUCUGUGGAAUGAAAUGGUUAAAGAUGGAGAAAUUGUGUAUACUGGAACAGAGUCAACACCGAAUGGAGACUUCCUUCCUAGAAAAGAUGAUGGUGUUGAUAGUCAGAGUGGAAUAAAGAAAGAAGAUUUGAAUGACAAAGACAAAAAGGAGGAAGAAGAAACUCCUGUGCCUGCAUAUAGGGCCAAAUCACUCCUGGAGAGCUGGGUCUGGGGCAAGCAACCAGAUGUGGGUGAACUGAAGGAAUGUCUCACUGUGCUGGUCAAAGAGCAGCAAGCUCUGGCCGUCCAGUCAGCUACCAGCACCCUGUCAGCCCUGAGACUCAAGCAGAGGCUGGUGAUCUUGGAACGCUACUUCAUUGCCUUGAGUAGGACUGUUUUUCAGGAGAAUGUCAAGGUUAAGUGGAGAAGCAACAGUAUUUCUUUGCCUCCUGUGGACAAGAAAAGUUCCCGACCCACAGGCAAAGGGGUUGAAGGACUUGCGAGAGUUGGAUCCCGAGCAGCCCUUUCUUUUGCCUUCGCAUUUUUACGCAGAGCCUGGCGGUCAGGUGAGGACGCAGACCUGUGCAGCGAACUGUUGCAGGAGUCCCUGGAUGCCCUGAGAGCGCUUCCCGAGGCCUCUCUCUUUGAUGAGAGCACCGUGUCCUCUGUGUGGUUGGAAGUUGUGGAAAGAGCGACCAGAUUCCUCCGGUCCGUCGUGACAGGGGAUGUCCAUGGAAUGCCUGGCGCCAAAGGACCAGGGAGCAUUCCCCUGCAGGACCAGCACUUGGCACUGGCCAUCCUGUUGGAGCUUGCCGUGCAGAGGGGCACGCUCAGCCAAAUGUUAUCUGCCAUCAUGUUGUUGCUUCAGUUGUGGGACAGCGGUGCCCGGGAGACUGACAACGAGCGGUCUGCACAGGGGACCAGUGCCCCCCUGCUGCCGUUGCUGCAGAGGUUCCAGGGCAUCCUUGGCAGUAAAGAUGUGCUGCACCCAGAGGCUGACACUCACCUCUUAUCUGGCCCUCUGAGCCCCAAUGAGAGUUUUCUGAGGUACCUUACCCUGCCACAAGACAAUGAGCUGGCAAUCGACUUACGACAGACUGCGGUCGUUGUCACGGCCCAUCUGGACCGCCUGGCAACACCCUGUAUGCCUCCUUUGUGUAGCUCUCCAACAUCUCACAAGGGAUCAUUGCAAGAGGUCAUAGGUUGGGGGUUAAUAGGAUGGAAAUACUAUGCCAAUGUGAUUGGUCCCAUUCAGUGUGAAGGCCUUGCCAGCCUGGGGGUCAUGCAGAUUGCCUGUGCAGAGAAGCGCUUCCUCAUCUUGUCGAGGAGUGGCCGCGUGUACAUGCAGGCCUACAACAGCGAUGCUCUGGCCCCACAGCUGGUCCAGGGUCUUGCCUCUAGAAACAUUAUAAAAAUCGCUGCGCAUUCUGAUGGUCACCAUUACCUGGCGUUGGCAGCCACUGGAGAGGUUUACUCCUGGGGCUGUGGGGAUGGGGGCCGACUGGGCCACGGGGACACUGUGCCUCUGGAAGAACCUAAGGUGAUCUCUGCUUUUUCUGGAAAGCAGGCUGGGAAGCACGUGGUACACAUUGCUUGUGGAAGCACAUACAGCGCGGCCAUCACUGCUGAGGGGGAGCUGUAUACGUGGGGCCGGGGAAACUACGGCCGACUGGGUCAUGGCUCCAGUGAGGACGAGGUCAUUCCAGUGCUCGUAGCUGGGCUGAAAGGACUGAAGGUUAUCGAUGUGGCAUGUGGGAGCGGGGAUGCUCAGACCCUAGCUGUGACUGAGAACGGUCAAGUGUGGUCUUGGGGAGAUGGUGACUACGGGAAAUUGGGCAGAGGUGGUAGUGAUGGCUGCAAAACGCCAAAGCUAAUUGAAAAACUUCAAGACUUGGAUGUUGUCAAAGUACGCUGUGGAAGUCAAUUUUCUAUUGCUUUGACAAAAGAUGGCCAAGUUUAUUCAUGGGGAAAAGGUGAUAAUCAGAGACUUGGACAUGGAACAGAGGAACAUGUUCGUUAUCCAAAACUAUUGGAAGGUUUGCAAGGCAAAAAAGUGAUUGAUGUGGCUGCAGGCUCCACACACUGCCUUGCUUUGACUGAGGACAGUGAGGUCCACAGCUGGGGAAGCAACGACCAGUGCCAGCACUUCGACACCUUACGUGUAACCAAACCAGAACCUGCUGCUCUGCCGGGUCUGGACACGAAGCACAUCGUUGGAAUUGCCUGUGGGCCUGCCCAGAGUUUUGCUUGGUCAUCUUGCUCUGAGUGGUCCAUUGGCCUCCGUGUCCCUUUUGUGGUGGACAUCUGCUUGAUGACGUUUGAGCAGUUGGAUCUCCUGCUACGUCAAGUGAGUGACGGGAUGGAUGGCACUGCUGACUGGCCCCCGCCACAGGAGAAAGAAUGCAUGGCAGUGGCAGUGCUGAAUCUUCUGCGACUUCAGUUGCAUGCUGCCGUUAGUCACCAGGUUGACCCAGAAUUCCUUGGUUUAGGUCUGGGCAGUGUCCUCCUGAAUAGCUUGAAGCAGACUGUGGUGACCCUGGCCAGCAGCGCGGGCGUCCUGACCACUGUGCAGGCGGCUGCUCAAGCGGUACUACAGAGUGGAUGGUCGCUGCUGCUGCCCACUGCAGAGGAGCGGGCUCGGGCCCUCUCGGCACUUUUGCCCGGUGCAGUUUCAGGCAAUGAAGUGAACAUAAGUCCAGGUCGUCGAUUCAUGAUUGAUCUUCUGGUGGGCAGCUUAAUGGCUGAUGGAGGGUUAGAAUCUGCCUUAAAUGCAGCCAUUACUGCUGAGAUCCAGGAUAUUGAAGCCAAAAAAGAAGCUCAGAAGGAAAAAGAAAUUGAUGAACAGGAAGCGAAUGCCUCGUCAUUUCAUAGAAGUAGGACUCCAUUGGAUAAAGACCUUAUUAAUACAGGGAUCUAUGAAUCUUCUGGAAAGCAGUGCUUGCCUCUGGUUCAGCUCAUACAACAGCUUCUUAGAAACAUUGCUUCUCAGACUGUGGCCAGAUUGAAAGAUGCUGCUCGCCGGAUCUCCUUGUGUCUGGACUUUGAACAGCAGCACAGUAGUGACAGAUCUGCUUCCUUGGACUUGUUACUGCGCUUUCAGCGUUUACUUAUCAGUAAACUUUAUCCAGGAGAGAGUACUGAUCAGAUCUCAGAUAUUUCUAGUCCUGAGCUAAUGGGUGUUGGUUCUUUGCUGAAAAAGUACACAGCUCUACUGUGCACACAUAUUGGAGAUAUACUGCCUGUGGCAGCUAGCAUUGCUUCUACUAGCUGGCGGCACUUUGCAGAAGUGGCCUGCAUCAUGGAAGGAGACUUCACCGGUGUUCUCCUUCCAGAACUAGUAGUGUCUGUAAUGCUUUUGCUCAGUAAAAAUGCUGGUCUCAUGCAAGAGGCUGGAGCUAUUCCUCUGUUGGGUGGCCUGUUGGAACACCUGGAUCGGUUCAACCACCUGGCACCAGGAAAAGAAAGGGAUGAUCAUGAAGAUUUAGCCUGGCCUGGCAUAAUGGAGUCUUUUUUUACAGGUCAAAACUGUAGGAAUAAUGAGGAGGUGACAUUUAUCCGCAAAGCUGAUUUGGAGAACCACAAUAAAGAUGGAGGCUUCUGGACGGUGAUUGAUGGAAAAGUGUAUGACAUCAAAGACUUUCAGACUCAGUCUUUGACAGGAAACAGCAUUCUUGCUCAGUUUGCAGGGGAAGACCCAGUGGUUGCUCUGGAAGCUGCUCUGCAGUUUGAAGACACGCAGGAAUCGAUGCAUGCGUUCUGUGUGGGCCAGUACUUGGAGCCUGACCAAGAAGUCGUUACCAUACCAGACCUGGGAAGCCUUUCUUCACCUCUUGUAGACACAGAGAGAAAUUUGGGCCUUCUUCUCGGAUUACAUGCUUCCUAUUUAGCAAUGAGCACACCGCUGUCUCCUGUUGAGGUUGAAUGCGCCAAGUGGCUCCAGUCAUCUGUCUUCUCUGGAGGCCUGCAGACAAGCCAGAUCCACUACAGCUACAACGAGGAGAAGGAUGAGGACCACUGCAGCUCUCCUGGUGGCACUCCUGCCAGUAAAUCCAGACUCUGUGCCCACAGAUGGGCCCUGGGUGACCAUUCCCAGGCCUUUUUGCAGGCCAUCGCUGACAACAACAUGCAGGACCACACUGUCAAGGACUUUCUGUGUCAAAUAGAAAGGUACUGUAAGCAGUACCACUUGACCACGCCAAUCACAUUUCCUCCUGAGCAUCCCGUGGAAGAGGUGGGCCGCUUGCUGCUGUGUUGCCUCUUAAAACAUGAAGAUUUAGGUCAUGUGGCCUUAUCUUUGGUUCACGUCGGUGCACUUGGGAUUGAGCAAGUAAAACACAGAGCACUGCCUAAGUCAGUGCUGGAUGUUUGUCGAGUUGUCUACCAAGCAAAAUGCUCCCUAAUUAAGACACACCAGGAACAGGGCCGUUCAUACAAGGAGGUCUGUGCUCCUGUCAUCGAACGCCUGAGAUUCCUUUUUAAUGAACUGAGACCUGCAGUUUGUAAUGACCUCUCUAUAAUGUCUAAGUUUAAGCUGUUAAGUUCUUUGCCCCGUUGGAGGAGGAUAGCGCAGAAGAUAAUUAGAGAACGAAGAAAAAGGAGAGUUUCUAAAAAGCCAGAAUCUACUGAUGAUGAAGAGAAAAUUGGAAAUGAAGAGAGUGAUUUAGAAGAAGCUUGCAUUUUGCCUCACAGUCCUAUAAAUGUGGACAAAAGACCCAUUACAAUUAAAUCACCCAAGGAUAAAUGGCAACCACUGCUGAGUACGGUAACAGGUGUCCACAAGUACAAGUGGCUGAAGCAGAAUGUCCAGGGUCUCUAUCCGCAGUCUGCACUGCUCAGUACAAUUGCUGAAUUUGCCCUUAAAGAAGAGCCAGUGGAUGUGGAAAAAAUGAGGAAGUGCUUGUUAAAACAGUUGGAGAGAGCAGAGGUUCGUCUGGAAGGGAUAGAUACAAUUUUAAAACUGGCAGCCAAAAAUUUCUUACUUCCAUCUGUGCAAUAUGCUGUGUUUUGUGGAUGGCAAAGACUUAUUCCUGAGGGGAUUGAUAUAGGGGAACCUCUUGCAGAUUGUUUAAAGGAUGUUGAUCUGAUUCCACCUUUUAACCGAAUGCUGCUGGAAGUUACUUUUGGCAAGCUGUAUGCUUGGGCUGUGCAGAAUAUUCGAAAUGUUUUGAUGGAUGCAAAUGCCAAAUUUAAAGAGCUUGGUAUCCAGCCUGUUCCCCUGCAAACCAUUACCAAUGAGAACCCAUCAGGACCAAGCCUGGGGACCAUCCCACAAGCUCGCUUUCUCCUGGUGAUGCUUUGCAUGCUGACCGUGCAGCAUGGAGCCAACAACCUGAACCUCCUUUUGAACUCGGGCACUCUUGCCCUCACACAGACAGCACUACGACUGAUCGGCCCUAGUUCUGACAGUGUAGAAGAAGAUACGAAUGCUUUUGCCCGAGGAGCCUCAGCCACCGUUCUGGAAGAAACGCGAAAGGAGACGACUCCCGUGCAGCUCCCCGUGUCAGGCCCUGAGCUGGCAGCUCUGAUGAAGAUCGGAACCAGGGUCAUGAGAGGUGUGGACUGGAAAUGGGGAGAUCAGGACGGACCUCCUCCUGGCCUGGGCCGUGUGAUUGGUGAGCUGGGAGAGGAUGGCUGGAUAAGGGUCCAGUGGGACACGGGCAGCACCAACUCAUACAGAAUGGGGAAGGAAGGAAAGUAUGACCUCAAGUUGGCAGAGCUGCCAGCUUCUACGCAGCCCUCGGCAGAGGAUUUGGACACCGAGGAUGAUUCCGAAGCUGAACAAAUUGAAAGGAACAUUCAUCCCACUUCAGUGAUGCUUACAAGUACUAUUAAUUUACUGCAAACUCUUUGUCUCUCUGCUGGAGUACAUGCUGAAGUCAUGCAGAGUGAGGCCACUAAGACUCUGUGUGGACUGCUCCGCAUGCUAGUGGAAAGUGGGACAACAGACAAGACAGCCCUACCAAACAGCCAGGUGUGUAGAGAGCAGCACAGGAGUUGGUGCACGCUCGGCUUUGUGCGGAGUAUCGCUCUCACACCGCAGAUGUGUGGUGCUCUCAGCUCCCCACCCUGGAUCACCCUGCUGAUGCAGAUCGUGGAAGGGCAUGCGCCUUUCACGGCUGCAUCACUGCAGAGGCAGAUCUUAGCUGUACAUUUACUGCAAGCAGUACUUCCAUCGUGGGACAAGACUGAGAGGUCAAGGGACAUGAAAUGCCUUGUGGAAAAGCUGUUUGGUUUCUUGGGCAGUUUGCUUACUACGUGUUCUUCAGAUAUCCCGUUACUCAGAGAGUCCACUCUGAGGAGGAGGAGAGCCCGCCCGCAGGCCUCCCUGACAGCCACCCACAGCAGCACUCUGGCAGAAGAGGUGGUGGUACUGCUCAGGAGCCUGCACUCGUUGAGUCAGUGGAAUGGACUUAUAAACAAGUACAUCAACUCUCAGCUCCAGUCCAUCACCUGUGGCUUGGCAGGGAAGCAGUUGGAAGGGGCCCUGCUGGAGGACUGGUUCCCUAACUCUGAGAGCCCCGAAGUGGGUGGCCUCAUGGCUGUGCUUGCUGUGAUUGGGGGGAUUGAUGGCCGCCUGCGCCUCGGCGGCCAGGUCAUGCAUGAUGAGUUUGGAGAAGGCACCGUCACCCGCAUCACCCCAAAGGGCAGAAUCACCGUGCAGUUCUCUGAGAUGCGGGCACGUCGUGUUUGUCCGCUGAGCCAGCUCAAGGCGCUCCCAGCUGUGGUGUUCAGUGUGACCAACUUGCCUUUCACGGAGCCCAUGCUCUCUGUCUGGGCUCAGCUGGUGAACCUCGCGGGAAACAAAUUAGAAAAGCACAAAAUAAAGAAAUCACCUAAACAGAUCUUUGCAGGACAAGUGGACCUGGACCUGCUACGAUGCCAGCAGCUGAAGCUGUACAUACUGAAAGCGGGCCGCGCGCUGCUCUCUCAUCAAGAUAAACUGCGGCAAAUCUUGUCCCAGCCAGCUGUUCAGGAGACGGGAACUACUCAUACAGAUGAUGGAGCAGUUGUAUCUCCUGACACCGGAGACAUGUCUCCUGAAGGCCCACAGCCCCCUAUAACCCUCUUGCAGCAGUUAUUGGCAUCAGCCACCCAGCCAUCUCCAGUAAAGGCUAUAUUUGAUAAACAGGAACUGGAGGCGGCUGCUCUGGCUGUGUGCCAGUGUUUAGCGGUGGAGUCCACGCACCCAUCAAGUCCCGUGUGUGAGGACUGCAGCUCCAGCGAGGCCACGACGCCCGUCACUGUGCAGCACGCGCGACCCAGCAGAAUGAGGAAGCGCAAGCAGUCGCCUGUCCCGGCUCUCCCCAUCAUUGUUCAGCUCAUGGAGAUGGGGUUUCCUAGAAGAAACAUCGAAUUCGCACUGAAGUCAUUCACUGGAGCUUCUGGGACUGCUUCAGGGUUGCCUGGUGUUGAGGCCUUGGUUGGGUGGCUGCUGGACCACUCUGACGUCCAGAUCACCGAUCUCUCAGAUGCAGACACAGUGUCUGAUGAGUAUUCAGAUGAGGAGAUGGUGGAGGACGUCGAGGAUGCAGCUUAUCCUGUGUCUAUUGGUGCUGUUGUAACAGAGAGCCAGACUUACAAAAAACGAGCUGAUUUCUUAAGUAAUGAUGAUUAUGCUGUGUAUGUGAGAGAAAAUAUUCAGGUGGGAAUGAUGGUUAGAUGCUGUCGAACAUAUGAAGAAGUGUGUGAAGGCGACGUGGGCAAAGUUAUCAAACUGGAUAGAGAUGGAUUACAUGAUCUCAAUGUGCAGUGUGAUUGGCAGCAGAAAGGAGGCACUUACUGGGUUAGGUAUAUUCAUGUUGAACUUAUAGGCUAUCCACCACCAAGUUCUCCUUCUCACAUCAAGAUUGGUGAUAAAGUACGGGUCAAAACUUCAGUUACUACACCCAAAUACAAAUGGGGAUCUGUAACUCAUCAAAGCGUGGGGGUUGUGAAAGCUUUCAGUGCCAAUGGAAAAGAUGUCAUUGUCGACUUUCCCCAGCAGUCCCACUGGACAGGCUUGUUAUCAGAAAUGGAGUUGGUCCCUAGUAUUCAUCCUGGAGUAACGUGUGAUGGAUGUCAAAUGUUUCCUAUCAAUGGCUCUAGAUUCAAAUGCAGAAACUGUGAUGACUUCGAUUUUUGUGAAACGUGUUUCAAGACCAAAAAACACAACAUCAGGCAUACAUUUGGCAGAAUAAAUGAACCAGGACAGUCUGCAGUAUUUUGUGGCCGUUCUGGAAAACAGCUGAAGCGGUGUCACAGCAGUCAGCCAGGAACGCUGCUAGACAGCUGGUCCCGCAUGGUGAAGAGCCUGAGUGUGUCAUCCUCCGUGAACCAGGCUGCUCGUCUAAUAGAUGGCAGUGAGCCCUGCUGGCAGUCGUCGGGGUCACAAGGAAAGCAUUGGAUUCGUUUGGAGAUUUUCCCAGAUGUUCUUGUCCAUAGAUUAAAAAUGAUAGUAGAUCCUGCUGACAGUAGCUACAUGCCUUCCCUGGUUGUAGUGUCAGGUGGAAAUUCCCUAAAUAAUCUAAUUGAACUGAAGACAAUCAAUAUUAACCCUACUGACACCACCGUGUCCCUUCUGAGUGACUGCACAGAAUAUCACAGGUAUAUUGAAAUUGCUAUCAAGCAGUGCAGGAGCUCAGGAAUAGAUUGUAAAAUCCAUGGUCUUAUCAUACUGGGAAGGAUUCGUGCAGAGGAGGAAGACUUGGCUGCAGUUCCUUUCUUAGCUUCAGACAACGAGGAGGAAGAAGAUGAUAAAGGCAGCAGUGGGAGCCUUAUGAGAAAGAAGACUUCAGGGCUAGAGUCGGUGGCUACGAUAAGAACCAAAGUGUUUGUGUGGGGGCUGAACGACAAGGACCAGCUGGGUGGACUGAAAGGCUCUAAGAUAAAGGUUCCUUCAUUCUCUGAGACCCUGUCUGCUUUGAAUGUAGUACAGGUGGCUGGAGGUUCUAAAAGCUUGUUUGCAGUGACUGUGGAAGGGAAGGUCUAUGCCUGUGGAGAAGCCACCAACGGGCGGCUAGGGCUGGGCCUCUCCAGUGGGACUGUACCCAUCCCACGGCAGAUCACGGCCCUCAGCAGCUAUGUGGUGAAGAAGGUGGCUGUGCACUCAGGUGGUCGACACGCUAUGGCUUUAACUGUCGAUGGCAAAGUGUUUUCAUGGGGCGAAGGUGACGAUGGAAAACUCGGACACUUCAGCAGAAUGAACUGUGACAAGCCAAGGCUGAUUGAAGCCCUGAAAACGAAGCGCAUCCGGGACAUCGCCUGUGGGAGCUCUCACAGCGCAGCCAUCACGUCCAGUGGGGAGCUGUACACCUGGGGCCUCGGAGAGUAUGGUCGGUUGGGACAUGGGGAUAACACCACACAGCUGAAGCCCAAAAUGGUGAAAGUCCUUCUUGGUCACAGAGUAAUCCAGGUUGCGUGUGGGAGUAGAGAUGCACAGACUCUGGCUUUGACCGACGAAGGUUUGGUAUUUUCCUGGGGUGAUGGUGACUUUGGAAAAUUGGGCCGGGGAGGAAGUGAAGGCUGUAACAUUCCGCAGAACAUUGAACGACUGAAUGGACAGGGAGUGUGCCAGAUUGAAUGUGGUGCUCAGUUUUCCUUGGCUCUUACAAAGUCCGGAGUGGUGUGGACCUGGGGUAAGGGGGAUUACUUCAGGCUGGGUCACGGCUCUGACGUCCAUGUGCGGAAGCCACAGGUGGUAGAAGGCCUGAGGGGGAAGAAGAUCGUGCACGUGGCCGUUGGUGCUCUGCAUUGCCUGGCUGUCACGGAUGCGGGCCAGGUAUACGCUUGGGGUGACAAUGACCAUGGACAGCAGGGCAAUGGCACGACCACAGUCAAUAGAAAGCCCACACUUGUACAAGGACUGGAAGGGCAGAAAAUCACGCGUGUGGCCUGUGGGUCAUCCCACAGCGUGGCGUGGACAACUGUUGAUGUAGCAACGCCCUCUGUCCAUGAGCCAGUUCUCUUCCAAACUGCAAGAGACUCUUUAGGUGCUUCUUAUUUAGGCGUGCCUUCAGAUGCUGAUUCUCCUGCUGCCAGUAAUAAAAUCAGCGGUGCAAAUAAUUGUAAGCCAAACCGUCCUUCUCUUGCCAAGAUUCUGUUGUCAUUGGAUGGAAAUCUGGCCAAACAGCAGGCCUUAUCUCAUAUACUUACAGCACUGCAAAUCAUGUAUGCCAGAGAUGCAGUGGUUGGAGCCCUGAUGCCAGCUGGCAUGAUGGCACCAGUGGAGUGUCCCUCCUUCUCCUCCCCAGCACCCACUUCCGACGUGCCUGCCAUGGCCAGUCUCAUGAGUGGAGAAGAAUGUGUGCUGGCUGUCGAUAUUGAAGACAGAUUGAGUCCAAGUCCAUGGCAAGAAAAGAGAGGAGAGAUCAUUGCCUCUGAGGAUGCUGUGACUCCCUCUGCAGUGACCCCAUCUGCUGCUUCAGCUUCUUCUAGGCCAUUCAUUCCUGUGACCGAUGAUCCAGGAGCUGCCAGCAUCAUUGCAGAAACCAUGACCAAAACCAAAGAAGAUGUUGAAAGCCAAAAUAAAGCAUCAGGUCCAGAACCUCAGUACCUGGAUGAAUUCACCAGUCUGUUAGUAGCAGAUGACACCCGGGUCCUGGUGGACCUGCUCAAGCUGUCUGUCUGUAGCCGGGCUGGGGACAGGGGCAAGGAUGUGCUCUCAGCUGUUCUGUCUGGCAUGGGCACUGCAUACCCCCAGGUGGCCGACAUGUUGUUGGAGCUCUGUGUAACUGAGUUGGAGGAUGUGGCGACAGACUCGCAGAGUGGCCGCCUUUCCUCGCAGCCAGUGGUGGUGGAGAGCAGCCAUCCCUACACCGAUGACACAUCAACCAGUGGCACAGUGAAAAUACCAGGUGCAGAAGGACUCAGGGUGGAGUUUGACCGACAGUGCUCCACAGAACGGCGCCACGACCCGCUCACCAUCAUGGAUGGUGUCAACAGGAUCGUCUCGGUGCGAUCAGGCCGUGAGUGGUCUGACUGGUCCAGUGAGCUGCGCAUCCCUGGGGAUGAGUUGAAGUGGAAGUUCAUCAGCGACGGGUCCGUGAAUGGAUGGGGCUGGCGCUUCACUGUCUACCCCAUCAUGCCUGCUGCAGGCCCAAAAGACCUCCUUUCCGACCGUUGCAUCCUCUCCUGUCCAUCCAUGGACCUGGUGACGUGUCUGCUUGACUUCCGGCUCAGCCUUGCCUCUCACAGGAGCAUUGUCCCUCGCCUGGCGGCCUCCCUCGCUGCGUGCGCACAGCUGAGUGCCUUAGCUGCCAGUCAUAGGAUGUGGGCCCUUCAAAGACUGAGGAAGCUGCUCACCACCGAAUUUGGGCAGUCCAUUAACAUAAACAGGCUACUUGGUGAUCAUGACGGAGAAACAAGAGCUUUGAGUUUUACAGGCAGUGCACUGGCUGCUUUGGUGAAAGGCCUUCCGGAAGCAUUGCAGAGGCAGUUUGAAUAUGAAGAUCCUAUUGUGAGAGGUGGCAAACAGUUGCUCCACAGCCCAUUCUUUAAGGUACUAGUAGCUCUUGCUUGCGAUCUGGAACUAGACACUCUCCCUUGCUGUGCUGAGACACACAAGUGGGCUUGGUUCAGAAGGUACUGCAUGGCCUCCCGAGUCGCUGUGGCCCUGGAUAAAAGAACACCAUUGCCACGCCUGUUUCUGGAGGAGGUGGCUAAGAAAAUUCGUGAAUUAAUGGCAGACAGCGAAAACCUGGAUGUUCUCCAUGAAAGCCAUGACAUUUUUAAAAGAGAGCAAGAUGAACAACUUGUGCAGUGGAUGAACAGGCGACCAGAUGACUGGACUCUAUCUGCUGGUGGCAGUGGCACCAUUUAUGGAUGGGGCCAUAACCACAGGGGACAGCUUGGGGGCAUUGAGGGCGCCAAAGUUAAAGUCCCGACUCCAUGUGAAGCCCUUGCAGCUCUCAGACCAGUGCAGCUCAUUGGAGGGGAACAGACUCUCUUCGCUGUGACAGCUGAUGGCAAGCUGUAUGCCACUGGUUACGGUGCAGGGGGCAGACUAGGAAUUGGAGGAACGGAGUCUGUAUCUACCCCAACAUUGCUUGAAUCCAUUCAGCAUGUGUUUAUUAAGAAAGUAGCUGUGAACUCAGGAGGAAAACACUGUCUUGCCCUCUCUUCAGAAGGAGAAGUUUACUCUUGGGGUGAGGCAGAAGAUGGGAAGUUGGGGCAUGGCAACAGAAGUCCAUGUGACCGCCCUCGUGUGAUUGAGUCUCUGAGAGGAAUUGAAGUGGUCGAUGUUGCUGCAGGCGGAGCCCACAGCGCAUGCGUCACGGUGGCUGGGGACCUCUACACAUGGGGCAAAGGCCGAUACGGCCGCUUGGGGCACAGUGACAGUGAAGACCAGCUGAAGCCAAAGCUGGUGGAGGCCCUGCAGGGCCACCGCGUGCUUGACAUUGCCUGUGGCAGCGGCGAUGCCCAGACCCUCUGCCUCACUGAUGAUGACUGUGUCUGGUCCUGGGGGGACGGGGACUAUGGCAAGCUCGGCCGAGGAGGCAGCGAUGGCUGUAAAGUGCCAAUGAAGAUCGACUCUCUCACAGGCCUUGGUGUGGUCAAAGUGGAAUGUGGCUCCCAGUUCUCUGUCGCACUCACCAAGUCGGGAGCGGUUUACACUUGGGGCAAAGGGGACUACCACAGGUUGGGCCAUGGAUCCGACGACCAUGUUAGAAGACCUCGGCAGGUCCAAGGGCUGCAGGGAAAAAGAGUCAUCGCCAUUGCCACCGGCUCCCUGCACUGCGUGUGCUGCACAGAGGACGGAGAAGUUUAUACGUGGGGUGACAAUGACGAGGGACAGCUGGGCGAUGGGACCACAAAUGCUAUCCAGAGGCCGAGGUUGGUAGCUGCUCUUCAGGGUAAGAAGGUCAACCGCGUGGCUUGUGGCUCAGCACACACCCUUGCCUGGUCGACCAGCAAGCCCACCAGCACUGGGAAGCUGCCUGCACAGGUCCCCAUGGAGUACAAUCACUUGCAGGAAAUCCCAGUAAUAGCACUGCGGAACCGGUUGCUGCUGCUGCACCACAUCUCGGAGCUCUUCUGUCCCUGCAUCCCGAUGUUCGACCUUGAUGGGUGUCUUCAUGAAACUGGGCUUGGACCUUCAGUUGGGUUUGAUACACUACGAGGAAUUCUGAUAUCCCAAGGAAAGGAGGCAGCUUUCCGAAAAGUCGUGCAAGCAACCAUGGUGCGAGACCGUCAGCACGGCCCUGUGGUAGAGCUGAAUCGAAUCCAGGUCAAACGCUCAAGAAGUAAAGGUGGGCUAGCAGGCCCUGAUGGCACAAAGUCCGUCUUUGGGCAGAUGUGUGCUAAAAUGAGCGCGUUUAGUCCAGACAGCCUCCUCCUUCCACACCGAGUCUGGAAAGUCAAGUUUGUGGGUGAGUCUGUGGAUGACUGUGGUGGUGGCUACAGUGAGUCCAUCGCCGAGAUCUGCGAGGAGCUUCAGAACGGACUCACUCCUCUUCUGAUUGUGACGCCCAAUGGCAGAGACGAGUCUGGGGCCAACCGGGACUGCUACUUGCUCAGCCCUGCCGCCCGGGCCCCCGUGCACACAAGCAUGUUCCGCUUCCUGGGUGUGUUAGUGGGCAUUGCCAUCCGCACUGGGAGUCCGCUCAGCCUCAGCCUCGCAGAGCCCGUCUGGAAGCAGCUGGCCGGGAUGAGCCUCACCAUCGCAGACCUCAGUGAGGUGGACAAAGAUUUCAUCCCUGGGCUCAUGUACAUCCGUGACAAUGAGGCUACCUCAGAGGAGUUUGAGGCCAUGAGCCUGCCCUUCACGGUGCCCAGUGCCAGCGGCCAGGACAUCCAGCUGAGCUCGAAGCACACCCACAUCACGCUGGACAACCGGGCCGAGUAUGUCCGCCUGGCCAUAAACUACAGACUCCAUGAGUUUGAUGAGCAAGUGGCUGCCGUUCGGGAAGGAAUGGCCCGUGUGGUGCCCGUGCCCCUGCUCUCCCUGUUCACUGGAUACGAACUAGAGACGAUGGUCUGUGGCAGCCCCGAUAUCCCUCUGCAUCUUUUGAAGUCGGUGGCAACGUAUAAAGGGAUUGAGCCCUCUGCACCUCUGAUCCAGUGGUUCUGGGAGGUGAUGGAGUCCUUCUCCAACACGGAGCGCUCCCUCUUCCUUCGGUUUGUGUGGGGCCGGACCAGGCUCCCCAGGACCAUCGCCGACUUCCGGGGCAGAGACUUUGUCAUCCAGGUGUUGGACAAAUACAACCCUCCCGACCACUUUCUUCCUGAAUCGUACACGUGUUUCUUUUUGUUGAAGUUGCCCAAGUAUUCCUGUAAACAGGUGCUGGAGGAGAAGCUGAAAUACGCCAUCCACUUUUGUAAAUCAAUCGACACAGAUGAUUAUGCUCGCAUAGCCCUCACAGGAGAGCCGGCUGCCAACGACAGCAGCGACGACUCGGAUAAUGAAGAUGUAGAUUCUUUCGCCUCCGACUCUACGCAGGAUUAUCUAACAGGACACUAGGAUAAAGAAAUACAUCAUGAGGUGGAUGGCAAGAGACUGUGAGCAAGGAGCCGAGCACUGCAUGGCUCUGACCUCAGAGUGGCUGGUUUGUGUGAAGGGAAAUAUUAGUCUCUACAUGUGGGGGAGGGAAGGCAGGGAGACUGGGAUUGUCCAUGAGCAUGGAAAUGAGCUGCAGACACUUAAUAUUUAUGUUUGAGACUUAAAAUGGUCGUCUUGCCCCUAAUGCUGCAUUACAUGUAGGACUUCUGUGUUUACUGAAGUGUGUAAAUGUUGAUACAAAGACUGGAUUGCAAUGUUCCAAAAAUAAAUAAAGCCUUUUUACUUGUGGGUGCAAUAGAUUUUUUUCUCUUUUCUUCCUUUCAAGUUUGUGCAUCGUCUUGUGUAUUGGAUAUACUGUGUAACAAACCGUAUUAUAAAUAUUUCAACUAAUUUUACUCUGAAUUUGUUUAUUAAAAGCUUUUUGAACAGUAAAUUAUCAGUCUUACUUGAAAUAAAUCCAGAGGUUAUUUAAACCAAGGAAAAAAGAAAACCAUUAGAUUCUCCCUCUCCUUGCUGGUGUGCAUUUUAGCAUAUGCAUUAUGUGAUUUGAAUGACGCCUGUGAGCAGCACCGUAAUUUUUGUCAUGGAAGAUAUAGUAUAUGUAAUGUUUGGGUCAUGUACAUGCAUAAAUUUUUAAUUCCCUAUAAAUAAAACAUCUGCCACAAAAUCGUUGGCUGAGCUUUCUUCUCGGGCUAGACUAGCACUGAUGAAUGUGCUACAACCACCACGCAGUAGAUUAGUCUU